CCCUCUAUGCUGUCUGCUUGUGUGUAAAUAAGCAAGCAAAGCAAGCAGACGUCAAGCGAAUAUAGUCGGGGGGCUGUUCGGUUCCUUUUUCUACACAAUUUACUGUCUUUAGUUUAAAUUUGAGCAAUGAAUCCACCAGCAUCUCUUGUAUAUUUGAAAGAAUUGCCGCCGGAAGUUCGAGAAAAAGUGUGCAGAGUUCUUGCCGAAGAUCGUGCGUGGGAAGCAUUGGUUGGGAAAUUGAUUGAUUUGAGAAUCAACAUCACCUCUACUGAAGAACUGGAGAGCACAACUUCUCCGGCUGACAAAUUGUUCAAUAUACUCACACAUCACAAUUUUAAGGAUGGAUCCCUUAAAAUUGCAACAUUUUAUAAGAUUUGUGCAACGUUGAAACUGCGCAAACUGAUGCAUUGUCUAGCACCCCAUGUCAAGGAAGAUGUGAUAAAAAUGGUUGAGGGUGCCAUGAAGCGAUCAUCCUCAAAUAUAACUCCGGGAAAUAAUGUUGGUCUGACACAGAAUCACACAGAGGUUUAUCUACAUCAGCUACCUGCCGAUAAAAGAACAAAACUAUGUGCAGUAUUGAAUCAUAAUGACGAAUGGCGACAUUUAAUGGCAAAGUUUGAAAAGGCUGGCUUCACACAUAAUCACAUAAAAUUGUGUGAAAUGAACUCUCCAAACAAUCCAUCUAGUGAAGUUUUUCAAUUACUCGCAGACAGAAAUUUUAAAAUAUCACUUUUGUAUGCAGCCCUGGCAUCAAUGAACCUCCAUGAAGCAAUGAACAUACUGCAAUGCUAUGUUGCAGAAAACUUAAUGAAUGCACAGCCGUAUUCUCACAGGCAUGAUGUCAAGAACAAUGUUUCUGUGACUAAUAAACAGUGUGGGAAUAAAAAUUCAAUUAUAGAGAAAAUGGAAAAUAAAGAAAAAUUAGAUGGCUUCAUUUCAAGAGGUAUGGCAUAUACAGAACUUUCGAAAAUGACAAAUGGAUGGAGUGACGAAAACCGUCUUGGUCCAAAUGGCAAAGGAAGUUUUUACCUUGGUAUACGGGAUGAUGGGAAGGAGGUAGCAGUGAAGAGACUGCUGCUUGAAGAUGAAAAGCAACGUUGGAAAGUCCUUCAAGAGCUACACCAAUUGGAAGAUUUUGGAAAGAAACUGGAAGGCCAUAAAAAUGUCCUUAAAAUGUUAAUGCUCAUUGAAGGCGACAGUGAUAACAACCCUUGUAUAAUUUAUCCUUUCAAAAAGAAGAAAUCUUUGUAUGAUCAUUUACAAAAUAAGGGUUUUUCAAUACCUCAUGAGGGUUCAACGUCUUGCUGGGAGCAGAAACGAAUUAUUGCUCUAGGCGUAACUAAAGCAUUAAUUUAUCUGCAAGGAUGUUUUGGAAAGCAAACUGUUGUUGUGAAAAGUUCUGACAUAAUACUGGAUGAUACAAUGGGGCCUUUAGUAGCAGAUGUCUGUCUUCCAAGUAUGAUGGAAAGAAACCAUUCUAAGUACCUUGCUAUGUAUUUGCCUCCUCAACAAGAGGGAUCAGAAAUAAAGACCUUCUGUCUGGGCACGAUUAUUUUAGAGUUAGUCACGGGGAAAACAGCUGAUAGAUAUGACAAGCAUCCAGAACAACUCAAAGAGUUCAAAGAAAUCUCUAUGGAAUCUGAUGUCAGUCAAAAGAUCAGCAAAAAAGAAAAAGGAAAAUGGAAAGCAUUAAUUUUAUCGUGCUUGCAAGGUUCUACUGAAUUAACUGCAGUUCAAGAAAUUCUAGAAGAAAUGGCAUAAUUUGAAAACUUGCCUAUUGCUGUCAGUAAUGACUCGACCUUAAACAUGUACCUGGUGUAUCUUUUAAAACUUGUAAUGUCAUUCUUUUCCUGAUGGAUGUUGUAGAAUAUGAUGUGAAUCAUACGUUUUUCUUUUCUAUUGUUACAUGAUCCAAUUGGAUAAUGUUUUGUUAUAUUUAAAAUUUUAUUCUAUUGAAAUCUAAAAUUAAUCAAUAACAAUUGUUUUUUUUUUUUUUUUUUCUUAUUCGAUUUUAUAUAAACUUGUUUCAUCAACAGA
Thrips palmi is the source of this 2037-nucleotide messenger RNA. RefSeq names its product serine/threonine-protein kinase pelle-like. Lineage: Eukaryota; Metazoa; Arthropoda; Insecta; Thysanoptera; Thripidae. Gene Ontology annotation, biological process: protein phosphorylation; signal transduction. The transcript has 12 exons. Bases 127 to 1761 code for a protein of 544 amino acids. The record is from RefSeq and is a predicted model, not a curated record. Gene Ontology annotation, molecular function: protein kinase activity; ATP binding; protein binding. Gene Ontology annotation, cellular component: plasma membrane.